This is a messenger RNA of Saccostrea cuccullata (small rock oyster), 1295 nucleotides long. RefSeq names its product semaphorin-2A-like. Gene Ontology annotation, molecular function: semaphorin receptor binding; chemorepellent activity. The annotation marks the transcript as partial. NCBI's taxonomy places the organism in Eukaryota, Metazoa, Mollusca, Bivalvia, Ostreida, Ostreidae. Gene Ontology annotation, biological process: positive regulation of cell migration; neural crest cell migration; negative chemotaxis. The transcript has 12 exons. The record is from RefSeq and is a predicted model, not a curated record.
GUAGAUUUAGUAACAAAGACAUUCCAAAAUGACAGCAUCAGGGACCACAGUUAUUUGUACAUAGACAACUCUACUGGGUCACUAUUUGUUGGUGCUAGGAAUUAUUUAGUACAAUUAAAGUUAGAAGAUAUCAGUGAUAAAAGUGCACUGAAAACAGAAAAGGUUGUGGCUUCAGAUGAGAAUAGGAAGCUGUGUUCCUUUAAUGGGAAAUCAGUCGAGUACUGUCAGAAUUAUAUUAAGUAUAUUGUACGUGUUGAUAACUCCACGCUGUAUUUCUGUGGAACUGAUGCUAAUACUCCGUCAGAAUAUCAAGUAACGAUAAAUGAUAAUAAAUUAGAGAUAUCAUCUCCUCAAAAAGCCACUGCAUGUCCAAGAGAUCCAAAGGACAACACAACAGCAGUUUAUGUCACCAGCGGUAACCCUGGAGACGUACCAGCCCUCUACUCGGCAACAAUCCUUGACAAUGGGAAGGCCACCAUAUCCCGACCACAACUUGUUAAAGAUGGUAAAAAAGUGAGCGAAAAAUUGGAAAAUGCCGACCCCAUCCGCUGGCUAAAUGAGCCCCAGUUUGUUGCCUCCUUUGAUGUUGGGGAAGAUGUUUACUUUUUCUUUCGUGAAAUUGCUCUGGAGUACACAAAUUUCAUGAAGAAAAUGGUCUCAAGAGUAGCAAGGGUUUGUAAGAAAGACCUAGGUGGAAGUAGCUUACUUGUCAACAAAUGGACGACGUAUCAGAAAGCGCGACUUAACUGCUCCUUACCCGGGUCGUUCCCAUUCUAUUUUGAUUUAAUUCAGGAUGUACAAUUGGUGAAUAAUACAUUUUACGGAUUGUUUAUCUCCUCUGUGAAUGGGUCGUCUGGUUCUGCCAUCUGUGCCUUUACGGUGGACUCGGUCAAGGACAGGUUUGCUGACCGGGUGUACAAGUACCGGGAAACACCAAACUCCAUCUGGACCCCCCUCCCUGCCAGUAAAAUCCCCGAUAAAAGUGAGCCAGGGAAGUGUAUCAACGAUUCAAAGAGCCUUAAGGAUGUUGAGGAGAAUUUUAUGAUGGAGUAUCCUCUUAAGGAUGCUCCAGUACAACAACAGGGGAACAAACCCCUGGUCUUUAUGGAUGGCAUCCAGAUGCAUGUCCUUCAAGUGGAUAAAGAACGAAGUCGUCAGGGAGGGUCCCUCAUUCUCUACGCUGCCUCAAAUACAGGAGAAGUGUACAAGAUUCAUUCCUGGGAUAAUGGCAAAAAGCAGGCCAUAUCUACAGUGUUCUCACCCUUACCUAAAUCAGAAGUCAUCUGGGACAUGAA